This is a messenger RNA of Colletotrichum navitas, 2610 nucleotides long. RefSeq lists its product as uncharacterized. Gene Ontology annotation, molecular function: RNA binding; manganese ion binding; 5'-(N(7)-methylguanosine 5'-triphospho)-[mRNA] hydrolase activity. Gene Ontology annotation, cellular component: P-body; cytoplasm. NCBI's taxonomy places the organism in Eukaryota, Fungi, Ascomycota, Sordariomycetes, Glomerellales, Glomerellaceae. Gene Ontology annotation, biological process: nuclear-transcribed mRNA catabolic process, nonsense-mediated decay; deadenylation-dependent decapping of nuclear-transcribed mRNA. The coding region runs from base 1 to 2610 and encodes 869 amino acids. The transcript is spliced from 2 exons. The record is from RefSeq and is a predicted model, not a curated record.
AUGGCCGAAGAAAAGAUGCAGCUAGAAGACUGGUUGGACGACCUGUGUGUUCGCUUCAUCAUCAACUUGCCUGAAGAAGACCUGUCGUCCGUUGCACGCAUUUGCUUCCAAAUCGAAGAAGCACAAUGGUUCUACGAAGACUUCGUCCGCCCGCUCGAUCCCACGCUCCCCUCCAUGACCCUUAGAAGCUUCAGUCUCCGCAUCUUCCAGCAUUGUCCGCUGUUGGCGCCGUUUUCGGUCGAGAACCACACGAAAGCCUUUGAAGAAUUCUUGCAGUACAAGACGAGAGUACCCGUAAGGGGAGCCAUUCUGCUCAAUGAGGCAAUGGAUUCGACUAUAUUGGUUAAGGGCUGGAAGAAGGGAGCAAACUGGAGUUUCCCUCGUGGAAAGAUCAACAAGGACGAAGAUGAUCUUGAAUGCGCCGUUCGCGAGGUCUACGAGGAAACCGGCUACGACUUGCACGCCGCUGGCCUGGUUCCUGAGAACAGAGGUGACGUCAAAUAUAUCGAGGUCACCAUGAGAGAGCAGCAACUGAGGCUCUACGUUUUCCGCAACGUACCAAUGGACACUCAUUUUCAGCCGCGGACGAGGAAAGAGAUCAGCAAGAUUCAGUGGUACAAGCUCUCUGAGCUUCCUGCGUUCCGGAAGAAGGGGAACCAGCCCCAGAAUGAUGCCACUGCUGCUGCCAACGCCAACAAAUUCUACAUGGUCGCACCUUUCCUAGUCCCUCUCAAAAAAUGGGUUGUGCAACAGAAAAGGAAGGACGCCGUCAAGGCUGCCAACGAGGCGCAUUUCAACCCCUACUCGCUUCAUGAGGAGCCCGUCACCGAGGACGAUGUUUGGCAGACGGAACCUACCACCGAUGUUUCGAACCGAACGCCGGGUAUCGACACCCUCGAGGGUGCAACGCAGGAACUGCAACGACUUUUGAAAGUCCAGCCAACGGCCGCACAGGUAGCUUCGAAGCCUGCAUCCCCAGAUGUGGGCUCGGACAAGGGCGCGUCGUUGCUCGCUAUUCUCCAGGCCAAGAACCAGGCUGCUACUCAGCUUCCUCGGACGCCCCUCGAUCACACCACCAGAGAGGCAUCGCAACCACACAGUCCUCACGGCCAGCACCACCCCAAGCAACGGGCGCCUCUGGAAAGCUACCAACCUCCGCCAGGCUUCCCCGUCGUGCCAGACGGAACACCGCAGUCGUGGGCAUUUGGUCAGCCUGGCAAGACUGAGCCGGUUCUCUCUCAAGCCAGACAUCAUGAUUCGCCGGUGAUGGGUGCCCCUGCGUACAUGCCGCAGCCGCCAUUGAGGCACCCGCAACCCCUGCCUCCCCAAGUCCAACAGACUCUCUUGGGCAGAGGCGGGUUUGCUGACACUACCCCACCACCGCCCCCUAAGCACGCGCAGGGAACUGUUAACCAGUCCAUGGCCAAUGCGCAGUUCCAGCACGCGCAUAUUCAACACCAAAACCAGAACUUGUUGUAUCAAACUAAGCCUCCUAGCAGUCAACUCUCCAACCACUCGAUGGCGCUGUUGGGAGUUCUCAAGUCAGAGACGAGAUCAAACAUCCCAGAAAGCACUCAACAUACUGGCCCGCAGCCAUUCGGAGCCACAACCUCGGAGCAUGGUCAGCAAUUUGGCGGUAUUCAUGGGCAUGGAGGUGCUCAGGUGUAUAACCAACUGCCUCAUUUGCCACUUUCCAACGGCGGGCCCGCACAGCACCAACACAGCCCAGGCAUAAACUCGCGCGUUCAACAGCCCGGUGACCCGGCGCAUAGAUCUACUCUCUUACAAAUGUUCAAGAAACCUGAAAUCAGCUCGCCGCCUGCAAACCAGCUCGCUGAGCUGCCUGCAAAUACCGCAAGCGCCGCUCUCAUGAAGGGUAUAUCAAUGGUCAAAAACGCCAAUCAGGGCACCCUUAGCCCCAUUAUUCAGAACCGUGGGACUCUGCCCAUUUCGAGUAGUCCUCUUAGCAGACCCCCUCAGGGCGUCUCAGACCUUGCCUCGCAACUUCCUCUCCAAUCCCUCUCACUUCAAACACAAACUGGCAGACACGAAGAUCGAAGCCCUCAGCCUAUUGGGGAAUAUAGCUCAGGGAACCUUGAUGGCAGGGUUCCGUAUCACCAAGGCAUGAACAACCACGCCGUUACUUACAGCCACCAGUCGCCACAGAUUCUUCAACGAGCGGAAAACUUGAACAAGCCAGGUGGACCUCGGGCGCCUGCUAUGGCCUCGAUAUUUGGUGCAGCUGACGUGGACAAGCCUGCUAGCCUGGCCAGCCCUCCCGCGGCGUCAGCUCUUCCGGCGCCUGACUCUCUGCAGCAGAAGCCACAAAUGUCUACAGAGCAGAGACAGAAGCUUCUCUCGCUUUUUGGCAAACCUCAGUCGCCAAACCCUGGUCCUGUAUUUGGUCUGGAAGACAAGGGAAAGGCCAGGGAGAUAGCGCCAUCUGACGGCGCCAUGCGUUCGCGGGUGGCGUCUCUUGCCUCUGCAAGCGGACAAGGUGCCCCGGAUGGCUUGUCCGAGGCCCGUCGCGGCAGCCAAACCCCAAUAUCUCCAGCGGACCGGAGUUUCUUGCUCGGCUACCUAGCAUCAGUGGCAAAUAAUGCCAAGUAG